UCCACACCCAGAGCGCAACCUCUGAAGAGCUGCUUGCCAGUGGUAGGUCCACCUGAGAGAGUUUCCUUUUAAAAAAACUUUCAAAAACAUUGAAACACUGAAGAAUUAUGAAAAUCACAUUUUUCGGUGCUGCAUUGUUCUUACUGGAUUACUUCAUUUGCUGUCAUGCUUAUGCACAACAUCCCCUGCCUGACAUAGAAGAUGCAAAGUUCAUUGAAGAUUGUGUGAGAGCUCACAACACAUUCCGAUCCAAAGUGAAUCCACCAGCCAGCAAUAUGCUACGUAUGUCUUGGGACACUGCUUUAGCCAAGACUGCCAAAGCAUGGGCAAAGAAGUGCAAGUUUAAGCACAAUGUCUAUCUUAAAAUGCCUAAGAAGGUGCAUCCCACCUUUACCCCUGUUGGAGAAAACAUCUGGACUGGCACAGCUACCAUCUUCUCUGUGGAUGAAGCUCUCAGUGACUGGUUUAAUGAAGUCAGCAGCUAUGAUUUCAACACGAACAGAUGUACUGGCAUGUGUGGUCACUACACCCAGGUUGUUUGGGCAGAGAGUUACAAAGUUGGCUGCGCAGUUCACUUCUGCAAUACAGUUGAAAAUUUUCCAGGACUCUUCAGAGCAGCACAUUUUGUCUGCGACUAUGGGCCAGCGGGGAAUUACCCAAGAAAACCAUAUAAAACAGGACAACCGUGUAGUGGAUGCAGUAAUGACAAGUGUGUAGACAGGCUCUGUGAAAAUAGAGAACGUGAGAAGCUAAUAGAUUAUUCCUACUGGCAUCCAGAAUGGGAUACACAACCGCAGCCCCAGCCUCAGCCACCCCGGCCCCCCAGGCCUCCCGUGCCGCCCUACAUCCCUCCUGCUGAGAACCCACCUCCCUCUUGUGACCAGUACUGUAUUACUGUUUCAAUUUUAAGGCCACUGUUUUUGGUACUGAGUACUGGUGCUGUUCUUUUAGUACAAAAGCAGUUUCCACACACUUUUUUUUAUGAGUAAUGUUUGACUAAGGCACUGAUCAUGAUCCUGCAGCUGUAUUAGUCUCAGAAAAUUGCACAUGUUUUAAAAUACACUUGGUCAUCUCUCCAUUAUCCUUGUGAUAUUUAUCCGGCAUAGAAAAGGCUGCUGCUUCACUCAAGUCAAGCCAAGCCAGAAGUGGUUGUGCAUAGAGCUAGUAUAAUUUAUUGACAGUAGCUGCAACAUGCUUCUGUGUCUGUAGAAGUCUUUUAUCACUGGGCUUAGGGGUAGAUUGCUAGAGGGUCCUCAUAGGCCAUAUGCUACAAUAUAUGCUAACAAGCCUCCUGGAAACUUGGGACAUCAUAAAGACAUGUCUGAAAUGGCACAGUGUAUCCAAAAGCAGCAAUAACUCGCCUCUAUUAACCUUCAGUUAUCCCAGACAUUGUUUUCACUAGAUAAUGGAGAUUUAACUGCAUGUAUUAAUUUAUAUGAACAGAAGGAGUAAAGCCCAUCCUUUACUGUAUUUAGCCUAAGUGUAUCAGUCUCCAGUAAAGUUCCUCUAUUGUCAGUUGUAUUAUUCUGUUCUUCUCUACUCAGAGUUAAGUUUUGUCCUCUGUAACUAGAGGAAUACCAGGGAAAGUUGACAGAGCAAAGAUUAAGAUGGGGUGUCAAAGGGUACAGCUUAAUUUUAGGAUGUGAGAUGGUGACAAACUUUGAAAUGAAGAGUAGAUGACAGCCAUCCUGAGCUUGCAGGCAGGGGAAGGUGGGGAGCAGGGAAGAAAAACAGGAGCGAGAAGAUGAAAUGGGCCUAGGACAGAUUCUGAUUCAGAAAUGGAAGACUUCAGCCUCAUUUAAAAAGCCCAACAGUGACGGAUUUGGUUUGGUUUUAGAGACAUUUAGUCCUUGACCGCUAUUGUUCCUGUAUACAUUUGUCCUUAAAAGAAACAAACCCAUCUUUUCAAGCUACAAGAUACUGGCUGAUAAUGCGUAACUGCUAGCAAUAUUUAAAGCUGUUUCUCCUCCUUUAUCUUAGACCUAAUGUUUUGAGAACACAGUGACUCAAAUUCACUGGAGCCACACUGCAGCUCUGAAGGGGCAUGGUAUCCCACAGAAUAAAACUGAGCCCCAAAUGUUUGGGGUCCUGUCAUAUGCUGCAAAAUGUCACCACAUGAGAAGAUUCAGAUUUAAUUUCACAAUUGCCAGUUCUUGUCUGCUGCCACCUGUUAUAUGUAGGAAUAGCAAGCAAGCUGAGGAUGGGCAAGUGGUUGGGAAGGGAUGCAGCUGGAACAACUGACCCAAAUCAAUCAAGGGGAUAUUUUAUACCAUAUAACAUAAAAUGGUGUAGAGGAAGAAGAAAUGUGGAAGUCUGACUUCCAGGGCAGCCAUUGCUCAGAGACUGUCUGGGCAUCACUCAGCCGUUGGGAGUGGUGAGUGAUUGCCUUUGCAUCACUUGGGGGCUUUGUUUGUUUGUUUCCCCUCUCCUCUUUUCACACAUAUUAAACUGUCUUUAUCCUGA
Molecule: messenger RNA, 2463 nt
Organism: Colius striatus (speckled mousebird)
Lineage: Eukaryota; Metazoa; Chordata; Aves; Coliiformes; Coliidae
Product: glioma pathogenesis-related protein 1
Exons: 6
Coding region: 108-989 (293 amino acids)
Cellular component (GO): extracellular region
Source: RefSeq, a predicted model, not a curated record